Molecule: messenger RNA, 1728 nt
Organism: Nicotiana attenuata
Lineage: Eukaryota; Viridiplantae; Streptophyta; Magnoliopsida; Solanales; Solanaceae
Exons: 3
Coding region: 967-1560 (197 amino acids)
Molecular function (GO): protein binding
Source: RefSeq, a predicted model, not a curated record
GGCCUUUUCAAGGAAAGAUUGCUUGUUGGAAUUUACCACAGGCGACCCAGCCAAACCUCUGGGUUGCAUUAAUCAAGCUGGAACGAUGUAGAUUAGAAGGAAUGCAAGCCACGACAAUACCUUAGCCUUCGAAACUUUUUUAAUCGGUAGCCUUCUGAAUUUUUCAAUAUACCACUCGAUUGACCUGUCUAUUUUUUUUUCCUAACCUUACGUUUCCUCUUUAAAUUUUUAAAUCAUGAAGCUGCUUGCCUAUAUGCUCAUUGACAUUUGACACAGGAUGGUAUGGGAACUUAGUCAACUAAUCUUAGUUGCGUCCAAUCAGAGAUUUCUCAAAAAUGAUUAAACUAAAGCAUAUCAGCUCAUAAUUCCUAGGGUGAAUUCUAAACGAGGAAGUAAACUCAAGAAAGGGACUAUUAUUUAUUUCUUUUUUAUUCUUUUUCAAAUGUAUUUUGUAUUUCUUCUCAAUAGAAAAUUAUCUUUGAGGAAAUUGGAGAAAGGAGUAAGAUAGCAGCUACUUAGACUCAAAACAUUGACAUGAGAAACUCGCAGGUCCAGCCACCAAACCAACCAUCCCUAUCAGAUAUUAAAUCACAUCAUCGAAUAAUUUAAUUGGAUAGACUAGAAUAUCACUAUACUUGGUCACUAAGAUACAUGCCGCCCGCGAAUAAAUCCAAUACUAAGUCUAGACUCUUGAGGAUAAUCCGAUUCUUCCCUGUGCACUAGCUCCUGCACGUCAACCACGUUUUUACCAUUUUGUAAUCCUGACCAUCUGUUUCACCUAACGUUUCAUCCCUUCAUUUUCACCCUCACAAGGGGCCGAAAGACGAAUAUACCCUUUCCUUAUUACCCUCAACUGUACUCGUGUACUAUUCCAAGUUUGCCACAAAUUAGUAAUCGCCGAUUGCCAUUAUAUUCCAAAAACUUAGUUUAACUUCAGCACCAUAGAAGUCCAAAACAGGGUUCAAGAUGUCACCAGCCAUGAUCAGAGGACCGGCGCUACUUUUUCUUCUCGUUAUCACCGUCGCGUCCAUCACUUCCGGUGCUCAAGCAUUAAGAUCCAUCGUGUUUUUGCCCCAGCCUUUAUCAUCCCUCGACGUAAUCAACACCACUUCGAACCAGAAUGCCCGCUGUUCAUUUACGGUGAGCAUAAGGACAAGCUGCUCUUCUCCCGCAUUCACCAGAGACCAAAUUAGUCUAUCCUUUGGUGAUGCUUAUGGAAAUCAGGUUUAUGCACCGAGGUUAGAUGAUCCGUCAAGCAGGGCUUUUGAGCGGUGUUCGAGGGAUACAUACACAGUAUACGGUCCAUGUACGUAUCAGAUCUGUUAUGCGUACCUGUACAGGAGUGGAUACGAUGGGUGGAUACCGUAUGAUGUUACCAUCUACGGCUACCACACCAAAGCUGUCACCUUCACCUACAAUGUUGGCAUCCCUAGUGACACUUGGUACGGUCAUAAUUACUGUCGUUCACGCGCUGUAAAAUCUGCACAGAACUUGGGCUGGAGUUUGCUUUCUAUCGGUUCCACUAUGCUGUACACAAUUGCUGGCCUGUUUCGUGGUUAGUUUUGGGCCUUUCUGUUUGUAUCUAAUUUGGGCCUGUCCACUUUGAACACUUCGCUUGCCUGAUUUGUGUCUUGUAAUAAACAAAUGCUACUUAGUAGGGUUACUUUGCUCUAUGACAUUGUAGAAAGCAACUUUUGGAUAUUCGAUAUGAGUAUAGGUUUAACAAGA